AUGUCUCUAUUCGGCACUUCUCCCGAUGAUAAUCCUGCGGCCAAGAUCGAUGCAGCUUCACAACCCAAGUCGUCUUUGUUUUCUGAUCAGCCGGCCUUUGGUCAACCCUCAACGUCCUCCAUUUUCGCGGACGAUACCCCUGGAGUUUCCUCGCCAUGGAACUCGACUAACCCGAAAAGGGCUGCGCGCCACGAGCUUGUGAAGAUGCUACUACCGGCCUCAGAGGUUCCAGAAAGCUACAUUGAUGCCUAUGAUGCUGUGUUAGACUCGGGAGAUAAGUUUGGUGCUGGCAUCGCUGUUGAAGGAGCAAGGAAAGUCCUGCGAGAUUCCAGCUUGAGCUCCGAGGAACAGGCUACGAUUCUUAAUAUGGUGGUUCCUGGUGGCCGCGAUCCCCCAAAUGGAUUGGGGAGAGGUGAAUUCAAUGUUUUGCUUGCUCUGAUAGGUUUGGCUCAGGAGGGUGAAGAUCUUACGUUCGAUACCAUUGACGAGAGACGGAAGAAACUCCCGCGACCUAACAUACCUUAUGUCGACGAAUUGAGAUCCCGAAACGGCGGUGGAAUUGGACAAACCACCAACGAACCACAUACCCCAAAGAGAUCUCCUCCGCGACGGAUGACACAGGAAUCCCUUGGGGAUUCCGAUCCCUGGGGAAGCCCGGGACUCCAUCGUGGCCACAAUCAUUCCAUUGAAAAUGAUACUGGACCUAAUGCUGGAGUUAAUGAAUUUGACGCGGCCGCACAUCCCCCAGCGAAUGGUUGUACUCAGAAAACUUCAGGUGGGUACAGUGGUCAACCCAACUCGCAGAAUGGGGGCGAGCAUUCCGAACAACCCAGCGAAAAUACUUCAGGGAGUGUCGAAUCUGGCUGGGUGGAAGGCCUUUCCAACCCAUCCGGUGCCGGAUUCGGAGGGGCGGGACAUUCAGGGAUGGGUGCCGGAUUUGGCCAGUCAGGGGACGACCAAAGAAAUCCUAAUUCCAAUAAUAAUGUACCUAGAUCCAUUGGCGGCGGUAGGGUAACCUCGCCAGGGGUGGACGAAGUGAUAACAAUCAACAUGUUGCCUGAAAAGGAGGGCAUGUUCCUAUUCCAACACCGAAACUACGAGGUCAAAUCUUCGCGGAGAGGAAGCUCUGUAAUCCGGAGAUAUAGCGAUUUCGUAUGGUUGGUGGACUGUCUGCAAAAAAGGUAUCCGUUCCGCCAGAUACCACUACUCCCUCCAAAGCGAGUCGCAGUCAAUGGCACUCACCUCGCAGCGGAUUCAAACUCCUUUCUCGACAAGAGACGGAAGGGUUUAGUUCGAUUCGCAAAUUCCCUUGUUCGCCAUCCGGUAUUGACCCAGGAACAGCUGGUAGUGAUGUUUCUGACCGUUCCGACUGAGUUAUCUGUCUGGCGAAAACAGGCUACCAUUUCCGUCCAGGAAGAAUUUACUGGAAAAUUACUUCCUCCAGACCUCGAAGACUCCCUCCCUCAGACCUUGGACGGAACUUUCGAUAGAGUUCACUUCGGUAUCAAGCGUUCAGCUGAAAUUUACAUCAACCUCUGUAAUUUGAUUGACCGUCUUGUCAAACGCACUCAAGGCCUUGCCGCGGACCAGUUCCGAUUGUCCAGGGCCCUGCAAGCUCUAACCGAUUGUACAUCGGACACCUAUGCAGUUGACACAAACUAUGUGCCACUGUUAAACAACGGCAUAAACUCCACCGCUAAGCACCUUAUCGCCAGCCAGGGAUUGCUGGAUGAUGAGGCUCGGGCGUGGAACGAUGGGGUCCUGGAAGAUUUCAAAAUGCAACGAGAUUGCUACGUGGCUAUGCGCGACCUCUUUGAUCGAAGGGACCGCUAUGCCAAGGACAAUAUUCCACAACUCGAGCGGCGGAUUGAGAGUAAUGAGAGGAAGUUACAGAAUUUGCGAAGUAGGCCUGAAGGGACGGUUAAGCCGGGGGAGGUCGAGAAGGUGGAAGAUUCAAUUAUCAAGGACAAGAAAUCUAUCGUUCAACAACACGCCAGGGGUGUAUUCAUUAAGGAAUGUAUCCGUGAUGAGCUGCAGUACUUCCAGAUGAGCCAAUACCAUGUUAGUCGACUGCAUCAGGAUUGGAGUCAGGAGAGAGUGAAGUAUGCAGAGCUACAGGCAGACAACUGGCGUUCUCUGGGCGUGGAAGUCGAGGCGAUGCCUACUUCUGAUUAG
Molecule: messenger RNA, 2175 nt
Organism: Paracoccidioides brasiliensis Pb18
Exons: 5
Coding region: 1-2175 (724 amino acids)
Biological process (GO): retrograde transport, endosome to Golgi; protein targeting to vacuole
Cellular component (GO): endosome
Molecular function (GO): phosphatidylinositol-3-phosphate binding
Source: RefSeq, a predicted model, not a curated record